Messenger RNA from Cuculus canorus (common cuckoo), 2052 nucleotides. Its product is annotated as oxidative stress-responsive serine-rich protein 1. The coding region runs from base 239 to 1114 and encodes 291 amino acids. Gene Ontology annotation, biological process: cellular response to hydrogen peroxide. NCBI's taxonomy places the organism in Eukaryota, Metazoa, Chordata, Aves, Cuculiformes, Cuculidae. The transcript has 4 exons. The record is from RefSeq and is a predicted model, not a curated record.
CCCGCCCGCCGGACCGCGAGCGCCGCUCCCUCCUCGCCGCCACCCCAACCAGCCCCUUCGCACCGGAAGUGAGGGCGGUGGAGCGCCUGUGACGUCACUUCCGGUUGGCGCCACCGCCCCGAACGUCAGGCUGCGAAACGGAGUUUUGCAGAGACGUGUGUCCAGACCAUCAAAUCCUAAUUCCUGUCUUGCAGCUUUUUCUAUAUGGCACAACAGGUUACGCACUGAGAGCCUGUCAAUGGACUUGGAAGCUAAAGAUGAAGAGGAAGAGAGUCUGCAAACAGCUUUCAAAAAGCUGAGGGUGGAUGCAGCAGGAUGUAUUGCAGCUCUGUCUGUGGGCGAUGGGACGGUUCUCAGAAUACCGAGAGCAGCCGUGGAUGGAGCCAAGCAGCAGACUGUCUGCUCUAAAGAAGCGUGGCAUGGGUGUGUGAGAAAGCCUUUCAGAGGAUCAGCAAGAGUCCCACGUCGCAGACGCUCCAAAUCUCCUGUCCUGCAUCCUCCCAAGUUUACAUAUUGCAAUAUGAAAGCCAAUGACCAGCUGAAACACAAAACCCAGGCGGAGACAUCCAAGGGUAACAUCAGUUCAGACAUUUUUGUUACGGCAGAACACGGUACAAAGGAUAGGCACGAUUCUCCUUUUGAGGCCAGUGACAACAGAACUGAACCUUUGGAAGCUUUCACCACCACCACUGAAGAGCCUUUGGAGAAGUCAAGAGAGAAUUACCCUACUCUCUACUCAUCCUUUGAAACUAGCCUGCAUUCUAGCCAAACCUCAGAUUUCCAGUCAUUAUCCAUGCUUAGCAAUGGCAGGCAGUGCCCUUGUACGGACAAGAAAUGCCAGUGCAAACAGUGGCGAACCAUGGAAGUGUACUCUUUCUCUGGCCUACGGAGCGUCCUGUCAGAAUGCGAAAAGGCAGUCCUGGGAGUCCAUGCCCCAUCCCUUCAAAACAGAUCCCCUUGUGGGACAGCCUCAUCAGGUUCUCCCAGGUCUUGUUCUGAGCAAGCUCGAGCCUUUGUGGAUGACGUGACAAUUGAAGAUCUUUCAGGAUACAUGGAAUACUACUUGUAUAUUCCCAAGAAAAUGUCUCACAUGGCAGAAAUGAUGUAUACUUGACUGAAAGCAAUAGAGAAUCAGUUUGUGAUAAUGGUUGGGUUAAAUGCCUUGUCAGUGCCAUGUUUUCACUAUUGUGUUCGAUCAAAUAUUCCUUUGCCUCACACAGUUUAGUUUUCUAAUAAAAUAAAAAAUGGAAUAUAGUUUCUGAGCUUAGUUCUAAGAAGAAUGCACUAAAGUCUCUGAAUACCUUCACAAAAGGACUGUAGAUCAAGUGAACUCCCUUUGUUUUUUGGUUUGUGCUGUGGCUAUCCAAGCUCUGUAUGUUGUUUUCAUGAUGUUUUGGCAAGUAAAAAAAAAAAAAAAAAAAAGCCACCUAGGUUUUUUUUCCUGAAUAUUUGCAGUGUUUGGAAGGUUCAUUCUUAAUGUGUCCCAGUACUUAGAGAAAUGUUUCUGAGCUACAGCUCUGUCCUCCUCAUCCUGCUCCAGAGAGAAGAAUGAGAAGGCAUUUGGCAUUUUGGAUAGGAUGGAUCUCCUUUCAUUGAACACUAUCUGCCUCCGUUUUAGUUAAAUCAAAUUGUGAAUGCUUCCUCCUCACAGAUUUGUUGGGAGGUGCAGAAUGUGUGGGUGUGUGCUUUCGUAAUCUAACUAGCUCACUCUUAAGCAGUUCUAUUUUUCUGCAGAUAAGUGAAGCUUUUAGAAGCAAAAAUAUAUUUUGUUAUUUGUGCUUUACAGAUGGAAUGAUUUAGUGGACAAUGAAGCAGGCUAACAGGAUUUUUUUUGGCCAUGCUGUCUCAGAAGUGGAGAUAGUGGAGCCAUCUAUACAGAUUGUUUCUGAGUAUAUUUGAUACACAAAGCAGCGUGGAAGUAGGGUAAACAAGAGGUGUGUAUUGUACAGGCUUUGUGGUGUAGAGCUGCAACAUUCCUUCUGGUUGAAAAUAUUGAAAUAAAAAGUUCUGUUGCUGCGACUUGCAUUAAUAAAUGUUUGUCAAAAACCAGCA